AUGCAGCCCUCGUCCCUGCUUUUUUAUUAUACGCCCCUGCUCUCGCCAAUCCCUUACCCCGCUCUGCCCCAUUCACUCACACAGCCCAAGUCACCCUGUGAAAUCCGCCUGGAGCGGCUGAGGAAGCGCAUGCGGCAGCUGGAGCAGGAGAACCUUCAGAGUCCCAUCCCAUCCCAUCCCAUCCGAGUGUGGCCUUUCCUGUGCGGCCCUCCUACCCUCCUUCCCUGGUCAUCUCUUCUCUGUGCCUUUUCCCCACAGCCUAAGUCGCUGUACGAGAUCCGCCUGGAGCGGCUGAGGAAGCGCAUGCGCCAGCUGGAGCAGGAGAACCUCCACGUGGAGGCGCGCCAUUGGACGAUGCGCGGCGAGGUGACAGCUGGCAGCCGCCCGAAGAACAGUGCGCUGGCCGCUGACCUGGACUUUGAGCACGCUGCCCGGCCGCCGCCCGUGAUUACAGAGGAGGUGACUCAAACGAUUGAGGAGAUCAUCAAGAGGAGGAUUCUCAACCAACAAUUUGAUGACGUGGAGCGGAAGGCCAAGCCCGUAGCGACACCUGUCAAGGGGAGAUUGGAGCUGGACGACAACCCGAGUGCUCAAGGCCUGGCGGAGAUUUACGAGGCUCAGUUCCUCAAAGCGGCUGGUCAGGCCCAAGAGGGCAUGAGCGCCACAGAGCAGAUCAAACACGAGGCAGCCCGCAUGUUCAAGCACCUCUGCACCAAGCUGGAUGCCCUCUCGCACUUCCACUUCGCUCCCAAGCCAAUCAUGGAUGUCGUUGACGUCACAGCCAACGUGCCUGCCAUUGCCAUGGAAGAGGUGGCGCCAGUGGCAGUGUCAACGGCAAGCAUGCUCGCGCCAGAGGAGGUGUUUGCAGGAGGGGAGGAGGGCGUGGGGGCGGGCGGAGGGAGGAGGGGGAGUGCGCGGGGGAUGGUGAAGGGCGAGGGGGAGAUGGAGCGGGAGGAUCGGAAGCGGCUGCGCAGCAAGCUCAAGCGCAAGUGGAAGGGAGAGAAGGCCGAAGACCAGAAGAGCGCACCGGCAGUCCCUGGGGCAGCGUCAAGUGCAGCUGGUGGUGCUGGCGCUGCAGCUGGCGGUGGUGGGCGCAAGAUUCGGGUGGUGGAGAGAGGGCAGCAGAAGCACGGGCUAUCGGAUUUCACCAAUUCAGCAAAGGUCUUCACUCACAUUCAGGAUAUCAGAGCAUCUGGCAACAAGAAGCAGCGGGCGGAAGCGCCAUCGCAGCACGAGCCUCAGCAGAUUCGGGCGGCGGCACUCAAGCUGUGA
Messenger RNA from Closterium sp. Yama58-4, 1272 nucleotides. Lineage: Eukaryota; Viridiplantae; Streptophyta; Zygnematophyceae; Desmidiales; Closteriaceae. The record is from the annotation of a GenBank genome assembly.